GCUCACGGGAAAAAAAAAACGGGGCAUGGACGCAGUGACACUCAGCAUCUGUACCAAGCGAUGAAGGUUUUGCUAGAUUUAACGGUUUUUGGUUAAAAAUAAAGACAAACACAAGCAGCGGUCACCAUGUAUGGUUUUGUGAAUCACGCCCUGGAGCUGCUCGUUUUGAGGAAUUACGGUCCGGAGGUGUGGGAGGACAUCAAGAGGGAGGCUCAACUUGAUAUCGAGGGUCAGUUCCUUGUUAGAAUCAUAUAUGAAGAUGCCAAAACAUAUGAUCUUGUCGCGGCUGCAAGUAAAGUCCUCAAGAUUGAUGCAGGAGACAUCCUGCAGAUGUUUGGGAAGAUGUUUUUUGAAUUUUGCCAGGAGUCGGGGUAUGAUACCAUCUUACGUGUGUUGGGCUCAAAUGUUCGUGAAUUCCUGCAGAAUUUGGAUGCUCUACACGAUCACCUGGGUACCAUUUAUCCUGGGAUGAGGGCUCCGUCGUUUCGUUGCACUGAUGCCGAGAAAGGAAACAAUCUGAUUCUCCACUACUACUCGGAGAGAGAAGGCCUGCAAGACAUCGUCAUCGGCAUCAUUAAAACUGUCGCUCAACAAAUCCACGGAACAGAGAUAGAGAUGAAGAUGAUCCAACCAAAAAGCGAGGAGUGCGACCACAUCAAGUUUCUGAUAGAGGAGAAGGACUCGGAGGAGGAGGCGUUCUACGAAGAUCUCGACGGCUUCGAGGAGAACGGCACUCAGGAGACUCGGAUCAGCCCCUAUACGUUUUGCAAGGCCUUCCCGUUCCACCUCAUGUUUGACAAGGACCUGAUGCUCACACAGUGCGGCAACGCCAUUUACCGAGUCCUGCCUCAGCUCCAACCGGGUACCUGUAUCCUCCCUUCAGUUUUUUCUCUGGUCCGUCCUCACAUUGACUUCAGUUUUCAUGGCAUUCUUUCCCACAUCAACACCGUCUUUGUUCUGCGCAGCAAGGAAGGCCUGCUGAAUGUGGAGACGGUAGAGAACGAGGACGAGCUGACGGGGGUGGAGAUCAGCUGUCUGAGAUUGAAAGGACAGAUGAUUUACUUGCCAGAGGCAGAGAACAUCCUUUUUCUUUGCUCGCCCAGUGUUAUGAACCUGGACGAUCUAACUCGGAGGGGGCUAUACCUAAGCGACAUCCCCCUACAUGAUGCCACACGUGACCUGGUGCUGCUGGGUGAGCAGUUUCGUGAGGAGUACAAGCUUACCCAAGAGCUGGAAAUCUUGACAGAUCGUCUCCAGCACACACUCCGAGCCCUGGAGGAUGAGAAGAAGAAGACAGACAGAUUGCUCUAUUCCGUUCUGCCACCAUCUGUUGCCAAUGAGCUGCGACACAAGCGGCCCGUCCCGGCAAAACGCUACGACAACGUGACCAUCCUCUUCAGCGGCAUUGUCGGAUUCAACGCCUUCUGCAGCAAGCAUGCCUCAGCCGAGGGAGCCAUCAAGAUAGUCAACCUUCUCAAUGAUGUUUACACACGUUUCGACAUCUUGACAGACUCUCGGAAGAACCCUUAUGUAUACAAGGUGGAAACGGUCGGCGAUAAGUAUAUGACGGUGAGCGGCCUGCCUGAGCCGUGCACACACCACGCCAAGUCCAUCUGCCACCUCGCUCUCGAUAUGAUGGAGAUCGCAGGACAAGUCAAAGUGGACGACGAGCCCGUACAGAUUACUAUUGGGAUUCACACAGGAGAGGUGGUGACCGGGGUGAUUGGCCAGAGGAUGCCCAGAUAUUGCCUUUUCGGAAAUACGGUCAACCUCACAAGCCGCACUGAAACAACUGGUGAAAAAGGAAGAAUAAAUGUCUCAGAGUACACGUAUCGGUGUUUGCAGUCUGCCGAGAAUGCCGACCCUCAGUUUCAUUUAGCGUAUCGGGGCCCCGUCACCAUGAAAGGAAAGAAGGAGCCGAUGAAGGUGUGGUUUCUUUCCAGGACGCCCACUGACACAGAGAGGUUAACUAGCACCACUAGUAUCAUCUAAUAAAUGCUUCAGUGCUGUACUGUCUGCUGACACUGUGAGGCAGAGAUGAGAUGGAGCAGGUGAGCUAUAAAAUAAUGAUCUAUCCAGAGACAUGAAGAUAUUUUUAAUAUUAUAAAACACAGUUUCGGUGUCCUGCUUGCCCUCCCUGUCUCUGCUUCCCCAUGAUCUGUCAUGACCUCACUAUAUUUUAUAACUGUGCAGUGCUUCAUGAAUACAUAGAGGUUAAUGAAACAGUAUGUGGUACAUUCAGGUUUGAUACAUUUUUUGGACAAAGUCAUGUAUUAUAGACAAUAACUAGUGUCACAAAAGGUUUUCGAUAAGCAAAACAUUUACGGCCACUUGUCUCGUGUCAAAAAUACAAAAGAUUUAUAGUCUUAACUCAGCCAAAAACUACUCACUACUCAAUAUGUUUUGUAUGUGUUGUCUGAUUUACUUUAAAAGUUACAAUGGCAAAAUCCUUAUUUAAAGUGAAAAUCUGACUUAUAGGUACAAUUUUAAGAAAGGUUCUGUGACUCAGUGUCAUGUUUGUAUACAUUACUGUCAGUAUUUGUUCAUUAAAUAUGACAAGUUUUACACUGAAUAUACUCCACUGACAUCAAUUAAAUCAAUUAAAGAAAAAGUAUUUAGAUAUUAGAGAUACCGUAUUUAUAUAUAUAUAUAUUUAUAUCACAAUGUUCAUUUAUUCUUUGGCACACAAACUACUAAGCUAACUACAUUAUGCAUUACAUUGCAAGGAUGUAUUUUUAGAAGUCACAGAUUUUAAGUAUUUGAGCCAUUAGUAUCUUCAUGUAUCUAUCACUAAAAAUUAACUAAAAAUCUCUACUUUAUUUAUUGCACCUCUCAUUACACUAUCUCCUUGUUUCUCCUUCUAUUAAAUAAUACCGAGUGCUAUUUUACUUCUACUGUACGUAUGUUAUUGAGAGCAACCGUUACCGAGCAACAUAUUUAUUAUCAGUUUCAUGUUACUUUGUAUUAUUUUAUUUUGAAAUAAGAAGUUUAAAUGUAAUGAUGACCUUUAGAAAAGAAAAAAUAUAUAGUAAACUUUAUUAUGGAUAAAACUACUGUAUGUGCCUCCAUCAUAUUUAGAAUUAACUUAAAACUUUUUGUGCUUUAUGUGUUGGAUUAAUUUCACAGGAGUAUAUGUACUGCAUUUUUUUCCCCACUACGUUUUCCAAAUUUAUAUCUACCAAACUUCACAUAAUGUUCUUCCAGCUUCUUGUGCAACAACAAACAGGUGCCUCUUGUACUGUAUGAGUGCAUUUCUGUGCUUGUAAGACAUGACUGUUUUGUUCGGCCAGUGUUUCUUUUUGUGAGGUAACUAAUAAACAAGUCUUCAAAAGUG
Messenger RNA from Amphiprion ocellaris (clown anemonefish), 3334 nucleotides. It is a transcript of the gene gucy1b1, whose product is annotated as guanylate cyclase 1 soluble subunit beta 1. The coding region runs from base 127 to 1992 and encodes 621 amino acids. NCBI's taxonomy places the organism in Eukaryota, Metazoa, Chordata, Actinopteri, Pomacentridae. Gene Ontology annotation, molecular function: heme binding; guanylate cyclase activity. Gene Ontology annotation, biological process: response to oxygen levels; cGMP biosynthetic process. Gene Ontology annotation, cellular component: guanylate cyclase complex, soluble. The transcript is spliced from 13 exons. The record is from RefSeq and is a predicted model, not a curated record.